Messenger RNA from Myotis davidii, 1228 nucleotides. It is a transcript of the gene S1PR4, whose product is annotated as sphingosine-1-phosphate receptor 4. NCBI's taxonomy places the organism in Eukaryota, Metazoa, Chordata, Mammalia, Chiroptera, Vespertilionidae. The transcript is spliced from 2 exons. Gene Ontology annotation, cellular component: membrane. The record is from RefSeq and is a predicted model, not a curated record. Bases 101 to 1228 code for a protein of 375 amino acids. Gene Ontology annotation, biological process: G protein-coupled receptor signaling pathway. Gene Ontology annotation, molecular function: sphingosine-1-phosphate receptor activity.
GAAAUUUCAAAUAACAGGAAACCAAGACCGGGCAAGGCAGCAGCUCCACCCUGCCCCGGGGCCAGCCACCCUGGGCCUCAGUCUGCCCUGGGGGACUGCAAUGAAUGCUACCGGGUCCCCAGCGAAGGCUUCUGACGCCUGCUGGCAGCUGGCGGCCAGUGGGCACAGCCAGCUCAUCAUCCUGCACUACAACCACUCCGGCCGGCUGGUGGGGCGGGCCACGCCAGAGGAUGGGGGCCUGGGGGUCCUGCACGGGCUCUUCGUGGCCAUGAGCUGUCUGGUGGUGCUGGAGAACCUGCUGGUGCUGAUGGCCAUCGUGACCCACAUGCGGUCCCGGCGUUGGGUCUACUACUGCCUAGUCAACAUCACGCUGAGUGAUCUGCUCACCGGCUUGGCCUACCUGGUCAACGUCCUGCUGUCCGGGGCCCGCACCUUCCACCUGGCCCCGGCCCACUGGUUCCUGCGGGAGGGCGUGCUCUUCAUGGCCCUGGCGGCGUCCACCUUCAGCCUGCUCUUCACCGCCGGCGAGCGCUUCGCCACCAUGGUGCGGCCGGUGGCCGAGAGCGGGUACACCAAGAGGGGCCGCGUCCUGGGCUUCAUCGGGCUGUGCUGGCUGCUGGCCGCCCUGCUGGGCCUGCUGCCCCUGCUGGGUUGGAACUGCGUGUGCUCCUUCCAGAGCUGCUCCAGCCUGCUCCCGCUCUACUCCAAGGCCUACAUCCUCUUCUGCGUGGUCAUCUUUGCCGGCAUCCUGGCCACCAUCAUGGUGCUCUACGGGGCCAUCUUCCGGGUGGUGCGGGCCACUGGGCAGAAGGCCUCGCGCCCCCCGUGCCGCCGCAAGGCCCGCCGGCUGCUCAACACGGUGCUCAUGAUCCUGGUGGCUUUCGUGGUCUGCUGGGGCCCCCUCUUCGGUCUGCUGCUGGCCGACAUCUUUGGCUCCAACAUCUGGGCGCAGGAGUACCUGAGGGGCAUGGACUGGAUCCUGGCGCUGGCUGUGCUGAACUCGGCGGUCAACCCGCUCAUCUACUCCUUCCGCAGCCGGGAGGUGUGCCGGGCCGUGCUGGGCUUCCUCUGCUGCGGGUGUCUCCGGCUGGGCCUGCGAGGGCCUGGGGACUGCCUGGCCCGGGCCCUGGAGGCCCUUUCUGGAGGCACUCCUGACUCCUCAGGCCUAGGACCUCCCUGGAGAGGCCUGCAGAACGGCUGGAAGAAAGGGAAGAAGAAGAAUGGCUAG